UUUGAAUUUCGCUCCAAAAUAUGGUGGAGUGCAAAUGUUCAGAAGGCUUGAAAACGGCGCGUGAUUGGUCCAAGAGGCGCAUGUCAAUAAUAAAUGUGCUAGUUUUCUAAUUUUCUCAACUGCGCACAGUCACACGUGGUCGCGUGGUGAUCAGUGCACCGAUGUUCUUACUACAAUGAGGAAGAGAGGAAGCAAAGGAGUAAGCGUGGAUAUAUAACGGCAUAACGGUGUUUUUGAUGCGAGAAAGAGACACAAGUGCGUGCAUACUGAAAUCUAGUCAGUUUCAGUACUUUCAGUACCAGUACGUCGUCGACUGGUAGAGACCAUCUUUGGAUCUCUCGUGAUUGUUAUCAACGAUUGUCGCCUGUCUACCCUUCCUUCUGUGAACUCCUGCAAUAUUGGCAAUGAUAAUGGACAGAACGCGGCUCACGUACGUGUCUGCGGCCGUGGUCGGCGCCGGAACCGUGGUCGUCUUCCUUUGGUGGUGGUGGUGGUCGAAGAGGCAGAAGGAGAAGCCACCCUCGCGAUGGCGGAAGGUCGGCGAGUUGAGCGACCUGGUCGUGUAUCCGGUCAAAUCGCUUGGCCCGGUUCGAAUGAACACGAUGGAGUGCACGAAGCUCGGCCUGAAAUCUGGCUGGCUGAGGGAUCGCACGCUGAUGGUGAUCGACUUGAACGGGCACUUCGUCACUGGCAGGCAGAAUCCAAAAAUGGUGCAGGUGAUACCUAAAGUUUCCGGAACGAUUCUCACGCUCUCGGCGCCUGGAAUGAUAUCCUUGUCCAUCGAUUUGUCUCGAAUCCAAGGGAAAGGGUUUCGCGUAGCAGUUUGGGGCCAACCGGUGUUCACCCGUGAUUGCGGCGAGGAGGCCGCCAGAUGGUUGUCCCGAUUUCUUCUCCAGGAAGAUACCGGAUUCAGAUUGGUGUAUUAUCCAUUGGAUUAUCCAACGAGAGAGAUCAGGAAGAGCAACAGGCAGUGGUUGCUGACGCCGGACGACACUGGCGCGUAUCCAGAUGCUACCAGCUACUGCUUGAUAAACGAAGCGUCGGUGACCGACCUGAACACCCGAUUGGAGAAGCCAGUCAACCCUGAACAAUUUCGUCCCAAUUUCGUGAUCAAAGGUGCGUCCGCUUACGAAGAGGAUACCUGGGGCUGGGUGAAGAUCGGCGACGUGAUCUUCAAAACCGUCAUGCCAUGCACCAGAUGUAUCUUUACCACUGUGGAUCCGGAGACGGGAACGAAGAAUCCAAAAGCGGAGCCGUUGAAAACUCUGAAAAGUUACAGACAAAUAAUGGAUCCAAUUAUCCGCCCGUUGGUCGGCGAGAGUCCCGUACUGGGAAUUCACCUUGGACUGAGGAAUUCUGAUGGCAUCGUGCGAGUAGGGGAUCCAGUUUACGUCGGUUUGCCCGAGGAGCAACCGCUGUUGAUAUCGCCACCCUAGCUACACCGGUGGGCUUCCUGCGAGGACGAAAUUUUCGUCCUCGAGGAAGCCACAGAAUCUACGAAGGAGGAUACUUUGUCGACCGAAUUGACGAGCAGCGAGGAUUCGUAGCGUUGUGAAAAGAAAAAAUGAAAAAAAAGGAAAAAAGAGAGGAAGAGGAUUAUUAAAGUGGGCCUACGAGGACAAUCGUUCGUGAGAAGGAAAAUUUUGAUUGAAGAAUAAUAUAAACGCGAUAAUGGCGUGGUAUUCAAUGAUACUACGAUAUUUUCAGGAUAGUUAUAUUUGCCAAAUAUUCCGCUUUGAUGAAGCGUUUAUCAAAGACGCAUAAAGACGUUUGAUAAAGUUUUCGAAUAUUUUUGCUAAGUUUUACUUUUAACCAAUCGAAUCGUGAAUCAAAUACCGAUGAAAUAUAAUGGUGUCGAUAUUCAUUUAUAUUUGUAUUCGAUUAUAUAAUAGGAAUAAGGAGGAAAAAAAAUGGCAGGAGAAUUCUGAAAUUGAAUGUAGGAAAGGAGGAAAGAAUAUUUGAAUUUUACGACAAUUUGUAUUUAUUUAUUUACACUACAAAAUAACAGAGACGAUUUACAAUAAAAGGAAUAGCACGUUCAAUUUCGAGGAUAGACACACAUUUUAUGCAUCGUUCGAGGAUGACCAUUUUUUCUUUUGUCUCGCCUAAUAUUCUCCAAGAUGAAAGAUAUCUAUAUAUCGUUCUAUCUCGUGCGCGACAAUUAAACGGUCGAACGAAUUUCAAGCUAAUAAUAAUUCUGUACAACAGCGAGAAUCUGUUUAGUUUAGUUUAGAGAUGGUAACCGCAAUCACCGCAGCGGGUUGGCAGCCCUUAUUAUUAUACGUGUACAUCGAUAUCGGGAGGAAAGAAACAAUGAUUGGCACAGUUGUAAGAAUACCAAGAACAGCUAUAUACAUUUCAAUACCAACGCGAGACUUUUACCUCGAAUUUGCGUCGAUUCUUUUUCGAAUAUUAUCGAUCGAUCUUCAGAUUUCAGAAGUAUUGCGCCAAAAAAAUUACAAAAAUCGUAUUGAAUUUUAUUUGAAUUUAAAGAGAAAAAA
Molecule: messenger RNA, 2501 nt
Organism: Apis mellifera (honey bee)
Lineage: Eukaryota; Metazoa; Arthropoda; Insecta; Hymenoptera; Apidae
Product: mitochondrial amidoxime reducing component 2
Exons: 5
Coding region: 405-1436 (343 amino acids)
Molecular function (GO): catalytic activity; pyridoxal phosphate binding; molybdenum ion binding
Source: RefSeq, a predicted model, not a curated record